UUAGUGAAAUCAGUCGCACGGGAACCUCCUCUUGGUGUAGUUCGGAAAGUGUCUGCAAAGUGGAAAAGCGCGCACAAGCCCAAGAAGAAGCCCACACAUCAGCUUUUUGACACACUUUCGACCUCUUCGGCUCCGACACAGGCGAAGGGAGUGGAAUAAAGCCUGCUUGACUUCACUCUCGUGUGAUCAUCUGUGAACAAAAUGCCACCCAGUAUUUCCAAAACAACUCUGCUAGAGGAGAACUUGGGCGGAGAAGUGCGACAGAGGAGGAACGAUUGCAAUGACAAUCCAGUGGGUGUUGAUGAGAUGGAGAUCAAAGAAGAGGAAUCUUCCACAGACUACACAGAUUUUAAGCCCGAAAUAAGAUGGCCAGAUCUCAUUGUGCAGAUAUUUCUCCAUGCCGGAGCCCUCUAUGGACUCUACCUGUUCUUCUCCGUCAAACUGUAUUCAUUUAUAUGGUUCAUAGUUUUAAUAUACGGGUCAGGCUUUGGCAUAACAGCUGGAGCCCACAGGCUCUGGUCCCACAAAGCGUACAAGGCAAAGUGGCCAUUGCGACUACUUCUGGUGUUCCUCUUCACAAUUGCUGGUCAAAGGGACGCCUACACGUGGGCUCAUGAUCAUCGAGUGCACCACAAGUACUCCGAGACGGAUUCUGAUCCGCACAAUGCCAAAAGGGGCUUCUUCUUCGCACACGUGGGCUGGCUGUUUCUCACGCCGCACCCGAAAGUCGUGGAGAAGAGGAAGAUCAUCGACAUGAGUGAUCUGGAGACGGACUCCAUUGUCAUGUGGCAGAAGCGGUUCUACGUACCACUCUUUGCUCUCUUGGCCAUCGCCAUGCCAGUGUUUGUGCCUUGGUAUUACUGGGACGAGAACCUCUGGAUGUCCUUCUGGACAAUGUUCAAUUUGCGCUUCUGCACCACGCUCAAUAUUGCCUUCUUCGUGAACAGUGCCGCCCACAUGUGGGGACAGAGGCCUUAUGACAAGAGCAUAAAUCCAGCAGAGAACAUCACUGUAGCCGUUGCAGCCCUCGGCGAGGGUUGGCACAACUACCAUCACGUCUUUCCGUGGGACUACAAGACAGGUGAAUUGGGAGAUUACAAAUUCAAUCCCACCACAGGCUUCAUAGACUUCUUCGCUAAGAUCGGCUGGGCUACUGAACGUAAAUCCGUGUCGCGUGACAUGAUAAAGCGCAGAGCUGCCCGAUGUGGAGACGGUUCGCACUACCUCAGCUCGGAGGAGGCCCACAGGGAUCCCGUGUGGGGAUUCGGGGACAAGGAUAUUCCAUUGGACGACGAGGCGGAACUCCGAACAAUGCAAUAGAUUGCACAUGCCUUGCUGCCAAGCCUUUGAUGCUGCUUCAGAUCAAAUCUGAACACCACAAAACUGUACACCAAGUCUAACAUUUAUUGGAGACGAAAUUACCUCGUUUUUUGAUUGUUUAGUGAGGCAAUUGUAAAUGAAAAAAAAAAUUUCCAUUGC
This is a messenger RNA of Phlebotomus argentipes, 1479 nucleotides long. RefSeq names its product acyl-CoA Delta-9 desaturase. The record is from RefSeq and is a predicted model, not a curated record. Gene Ontology annotation, cellular component: endoplasmic reticulum membrane. Gene Ontology annotation, biological process: unsaturated fatty acid biosynthetic process. The transcript is spliced from 6 exons. NCBI's taxonomy places the organism in Eukaryota, Metazoa, Arthropoda, Insecta, Diptera, Psychodidae. The coding region runs from base 202 to 1320 and encodes 372 amino acids. Gene Ontology annotation, molecular function: iron ion binding; stearoyl-CoA 9-desaturase activity.